Molecule: messenger RNA, 2054 nt
Organism: Capsicum annuum
Lineage: Eukaryota; Viridiplantae; Streptophyta; Magnoliopsida; Solanales; Solanaceae
Product: protein ALP1-like
Exons: 3
Coding region: 574-1743 (389 amino acids)
Source: RefSeq, a predicted model, not a curated record
GAACUGUGUUUUAAAAAACAAACAAUAUCUUUUCUCUCUAAAUUAUUCCUUAAUCUAGAUUAUGGAUCUAGCAAAGAAUUAUUACAAAUUGGUAAUAUCAACAACUUGACUAAAACCUUUUACAAGCCCCGUUAGUUUCUCUCUUAAAUCUCUGAGUAUUGACCAUUGUAAAGACAGUCUCCACCAUUUUCAUGUCUUUCACAUUGUCUUUUUAAGGAAAUACAAACACAACAAAACCUCUAUAUUGUUUUCUUGUUACAUUAAUUUUCCCAUAAAGCAUUCUUCCUAUCUAUAGUGUGUCCAUUUUUUUAUGUCAAAACCCACAAUAGUCACUUAACCACUGUAUUCGGGCUAGCUUUCACACACCUGCAAUAUGUAGACACUUCUUUUUUCUUUGACAAUAUACACUUUGCAUGCUUUGAAACAUUUCAAGAAAGCCACUCAACAAAAACACAAACCAUUGGCAUCAAGAAAUGGGAAAUGGGGUUUGUGUUAUCUUUGAAUUCAUUGAAGUUGCUGUGAUUUUGGUUGUUUGAAGCAAGUGGGGUUUCUUGAUUUUGAUUCAAUUGAGUGAUGGGUCCUGUUAGAGGUCAAAAAAAGAAGAGGAAGGUAGAGAAAAAAGUUGAAAAGGAUUAUUUUGCUUCUGGGUCUUCAGAGAAUGGUUCUGCUGAUUGGUUUGAGAUGUUAUCAAGAAAAAUUGCUGGAAAUGUUUCUCCGUCGAAGGGUUUGGAUAAGUUCCAAUCUGUUUUCAAGAUGUCUAGAAGAACUUUCGACUACAUAUGUUCCCUUGCAGAGGAGCACAUGCAAGCAAAGUCAGCCCACUUUGUGUUUUCAAAUGGCAAGCCCAUGUCUUUGCAUGAGCAAGUAGCGUUAGCUUUGAGGAGGCUGAGCUCAGGUAAUUCUCUAAUUUCAGUGGGUGACUCAUUUGGUGCACACCACUCGACGGUGUCUCAAGUAACUUGGCGCUUUAUAGAGGCUAUUGAGGAAAAGGGACUUCACCACAUACGGUGGCCUUCAACAGAGGAGGAUAUUACACAGAUAAAGUCCAAGUUUGAAAGAAUUCAAGGACUUCCAAACUGUUGUGGCGCAAUUGACGCUACACAUAUCACAAUGAUGUUAUCUUCCUCUGAGCAGACAGCUGAUGUAUGGCUUGAUCAAAAUAACAACCACAGCAUGGUCCUGCAAGCAAUAGUUGACCCUGAUAUGAGAUUCCGAGAUGUUGUUACGGGAUUGCCAGGAAAGAUGAACGAGAAUUCAGUGCUUCAGAGCUCAAACUUUUUUAAACUCUGCGAGACAGGAGAGAGGUUGAACGGGAACGCGAUUAAGCUAACUGAAGAGACGGAACUACGGGAAUAUAUCAUAGGUGAUUCUGGCUUUCCCUUGCUACCUUGGCUUUUAACUCCUUAUCAAGGUAAAGAACUUUCAGAAUCAAAAGCUGAGUUCAAUAAGAGGCAUUUUGCAACUCGUAUCGUGGCACAGAGGGCGUUAUCUAGGCUGAAAGAAGUCUGGAAAAUGAUUCAUGGAAUGAUGUGGAGACCUGACAAAAACAAGUUACCAAGGUUUAUCCUUGUAUGUUGCAUUCUUCACAACAUUGUUAUUGACAUGGAAGAUGAGGUUUUGGAUGAGUUUCCUCUGUCGUUUCAUAACCAUGAUCCGGGAUACGGGCAAGAGGUUUGUGAAUCCGUCGACAGCACUGCUUCAGUUUUGAGGGACAAUCUGUCCCUCCACUUAUCUGGGAGGUGACUUUCUUAAAUGAUGCAGACUGCUUCUUGGUGAGUGACUAGCAAAAAAGUUUUCAAUUUGAGGGCAGAUAAAGAAUAUUUUCAAGCAUUUGUAGGAAUUUAUAUUUCAUUUCUUACUUUUGUAUUGUAAGUUUGAUUAGAAAGGAUAUUGAGAUAUAACUUGUAGGGAAUAAGACAUUAUGGGGUUAGUUUCCUUUUUUUGAGCAUGCAUGGUCUUGUUAUCCCAGGGGCUAGGAUUUAGCAUGUCGUUUAACUUGUGCAAUGAAUGGGGUGCCUAGGGCUGCCCAAAUCCUUGGUACCUUUCACAAUUAG